AUAAACUAGAAAGUAUACAAAGUUGAUUUCAAAAAAGUAUUUCUACUUUCGAUUUCAAUUCAUUGACAUUGCACAUGAUGUCUCCAUUCUAUACAUUGAUGGUGACGUCACUACGUUACUGUCAUCUGAAAGAUCGUUUGUUGACACAUUGAUGAACUCUCUACAUGAGACAAUAAUCAUCAUGUCGGAAAACGAAAAUAGGGAUAUCAGAACGAUAUCUGACAAGGAUUUCAAAAGCGAAACGUAUAUCAUACGUAAACCUGUUCUGGUCACCUUCCUAGCACAGGACCACCCCAUUGGUACCACCAACAACUCGAAACUAAAGAGCAUGGUUGUAGACAAGAAUUCGAAACUUGUAAAUCGCGAAGUAGAUAUUGACAUGAAGCUUUUAGACGAAUUCUUCAGAGAACAGUUAACCAUACAGCCCCAGGUCGACUUUCUUGUAAAUCACAAACACGACGAAAUUCAUGAGUAUAUGAAAACAAUAGAGGCGGAGAAGUAUGACGGUUUCUUCUUUGUUUUCUUAUCUUACCUGUCCCUCAAGGAACGAAACAAAAAGGGCGAACUUCCGUGCCUUAAAGUGGAAUGUUACGACAAAGCCGUACCGAUAGAGGAUUUUAUGGUUAUGGUAAAGGGACGUAGAGACAUGGCCCUGAAGCCGAAAGUAUUCAUCUUCCAAACAGACGAUCUGGAUCUCAUGCAACCAAAUAUAAUAAAGAAAGCGUCUGGUUUUGGUAAAACGAUAGAACUAAAGACAAUGACGAUACCAACAGAUGCUGACCAGCUCAUGAUGAUGUCAACACUUCCACAACGGCUUCCAACACUACGACCGGAAACGAAUGUCGCCAUACUAACAGCGUCCGAGGGAGGAGGGGUUUUCGGUCAACCAAGCGACGAGACUGAAAAAGUCACAGUCAGGAAAGAGAAUUCCUUGCUGAUCAAAGCUCUCGUGGACGUUCUCAAAGAAAAUAGAGAUGUUGAUAUCUUAAGCUGCACUCCGCUGAUAAAUGGAGAGGUAGAGAAGCUUAUAGAUGCACUAGGCCUUGCAGACGAGUAUGGGAAAGAUUUCGUUGAAAAUAAACUAGUGUUGCCCGUUGUGUACUCCACGCUUACAAAAGAUCUACAUUUCUACAACGUGCGAGACAAUCCAAAUGGACUGUAACCGUCAAACUUCCGAAUGAUUUCAUUACUCAAAAUACUUCAUGUAUUGUUUUCGAAAACAUUGACAUUGUUGAAUACGUAAACAUAAAUUUAAUAUUAUAAUCAGACCUUAUACACGAUGUGCUACAGGCUAUGUUUGAUUCUGUUAUAAAUAUAUUGGCUGUUUGGGGUAUAAACACUUAACAAAAUAAGUAUGUGUGUUUUAUAACACAUUUAACUGUGUUUUAAUAUUUUAACAUUGCAUAUGUGUUGCAUAUGGUGUAUACACUAAACUAUUUAAUUAAUGCUUGUGUUGUCCCUGUUAUAGCAUAUGACGCCUCUGUAUGGGGAGUAAAGUCUUACUCUUGCAUGCAUCAAUGCAAUUCAGUAUAGGGCAAUGAGGUUCUUCCUGGGCGCGGGCAAGUAUACACCGAAUACAGCUGUACAGGGUGAAAUGGCUUGGAAGCCAAUUUUAAAUGAACAAUGGAAGAUGAUAUAUAGCCAUUGGCAUAGAUGUUUAAAUUAUAAUGAAAACAGAGUAAACCAUAAGACAUGUAUAUGGACUUUACAAAAGGGCAAUGCUAGAUGUAAAAAUUGGUGCAAAACUGUUAGAUGAGCUAAACAGUUUUAGUUUAGAAGGCUAUUUACAGCUGCCAUUCUCGCAAAUAAAGUUUCUACAAGGUAUGUCUGAAAAUAUAAUGCGAACCCAUAUUGAAUCUUGGGAAACAGACUUGUCGAUGGUAACAGCUGUAAAUGGCCCAGGUAGAAAUAAGCUUAGAAAAUAUAGGCUUUUUAAAUCUGAUUACUCUGUGGAACAUUAUUGUAAAAUACAAAUGCCAUACAGUCAUAGAUCAGCACUGGCCAAAUUCAGGUGUGGAGUGACUCCACCAAGAAUUGAAACUAGACGUUAUGAAAACUUAGCACCUGAUCAUAGAAAAUGUCCUUUUUGUGUUAACACAGUAGAAACUGAGAUGCAUGUAACACUUCAUUGCCACUUGUAUAGUUUAGAUAGAGAAAUACUGUUUGAAAAAGCAGCCUCCAUGUGUGAUACUUUUUUAAGUUUAAAUGACAUAGAUAAGAUGAAAUUGAUUUUCACACACCCAGAUAUGGUUAGGUUACUAGCAAAAACUUGUUGUAAUAUACUGAAAUUAGAAAUAACCAUUUGUACGGUAAAAAUAAUUGUAUAUAAAAUAAAUAUGAAUUUUAAAGAAAUGUAUGUUUUAUAUGCUAUGUAAUGCCUAGUGUUUAUUAACUUUUUCUGUACUUUAUCUAUGCUGGAAGUCACUUGCUAAUCUGUUUGCUUUUAAUCUGAUUAGAGGUGAUACAUGUUUUAGAUUUUUUAACCUGAGCAUGUCUAGUGCACUAUUCACAACAUUGUCAAAUUUUAUCUAAAGUUAUUGUAUCCUGUUUUUUAGACAGUAAUCCUACAUCAAUUUGAGUGUCAACAUUUUGGAGUUGGAUGGAUGUCAUGAUUAGGAAGUCAAUUUCAGUCCUUUUAUCAUGUAGAAAUGUGAAAAGAAUGUCGUGUGUAUGUGCUGAUGUCAACGAGCUAUGUCAAACAAAUUUGAAUGACCACACCAAGAUAAGGAUCCAUACCGGCUAACAUUUUACAAUAUUUGGUAUGACAGCAAGGGUUCUAUGGUUUGUUUGACAGUGCUCGGAAGCAUUACCAAGUACAUUGUAUUACAAACUGAUGUGUAUAUGAAUCAUAGUCACUUAUAGUUAUUAAAGAACGGUCAUGUACAUGAGGUUACUAUAUAUUCUUGCUGUGUUGAUUUUAUAUGUAUGUAUGUGAAUAUGACUGAAAUAAACUUAUACAAUAUGUUG
This is a messenger RNA of Dreissena polymorpha, 2967 nucleotides long. RefSeq lists its product as uncharacterized. The coding region runs from base 152 to 1162 and encodes 336 amino acids. Gene Ontology annotation, biological process: proteolysis. The record is from RefSeq and is a predicted model, not a curated record. Gene Ontology annotation, molecular function: cysteine-type endopeptidase activity. The transcript has 2 exons. NCBI's taxonomy places the organism in Eukaryota, Metazoa, Mollusca, Bivalvia, Myida, Dreissenidae.